UUUGCAUUCGCUCUUUUUCGUCCACCUUGUUACACCCUUUCAUAUACUCCUCCGCCUUCACUUGGAAUAACUAAGAAAUUUUUUCUUUUUAUUCUCUGCGAAACCUAUGCACAUAUUCAAAUCGAUCCGUCAGUUAACACUCUGUACACUUCCAGCUCAACUGCGCUGAUCUCUUCAUAUACAAACAUAUACACAUUUAAUAAAAUGUCAUCAACAGGUCCUCGUUCGCCUCACGCUUUCAGGAGUGGUGGAAGCAAUCAGAGCUCAGAUGAGAUCGCGACCAACAAUGGGGUUCCUCAGCGACCUCCUCGCCAGAAUAGACAGAGGUCAGGGUCGUCUUCAUCCCCAGUCAUGAAUGGUACACAAUACUAUCAGCACUUUCAGCAGCAUCAAUAUCAACAAGAUCCGUAUUACACACCAUCGCUUCACUCUAAUCAAUCUCCUCGACCUUCGCCUCGAACUACACCGAAUACAUACAGUGCAAACUACCAAUCUGUGCCAGCUUCUCCCAUGACGUUCCAACUUCCUCCUUCUACCAUAUCGACUCGUGAUGAUUCAUUGAGAUCUGGAUCUAUCCCACUCCACUCACACCAGCAACAUCAGCAACACCAACAAUAUCCACAGUCAUCAUCAUCUUCUUAUCGAUCACCGCACAUGUCACCUGGAUACCCUAGUAAUGGACAGUUGCCAAACAUGCUACCACCGCCUUUGUCACUACCGGAUUCUUUUUUAGAAGAUCAAUCAGAUUAUGCUGGGUACUACUCGUCUGAUGUUGGGAUCUUUUCCAGCCCUCCACUUCCAGGGACUCCACAGAUACAGAUUCCCUCAAGCAACAGCUCUCUUCACCCGCGACCUUAUUAUGGACAUAGUCCAGAUCUUCCGCCUAGCCCAUCCAGGCCAGGAGCCAGAAGUGGAGGCAGUGGGUUUUUGCCAUCGCCACACAUGACACCAGCAACUUCUCCUCUCCAAAUCGAUUUUCCAUCGCUAUCCCUUAAUGACACCGACAAUCGAAACAGAGGUGAAAAAGAGAGUGCGAGGGAAAAAAUGGAAUGCAAGAGUAAAUUGAGAGCCAUGUUUUUCACUACUAUCCUGUCAAAUGGACAGUUACAGCAACGUGGGUCAGGCGAUUUGCAGUCACACAACCAAAAAAACUAUCAUGGCCCUCAGAGUAGCACCCUGAUAGCCAUGUUGGGUGCCAUGUGUUUCAUGCUCACAUCAAUAUUUAUUUACUACUCUAAUAAUUAAGAUGGUAAAAAGAUAAUUCAUGACAUGGUCUGGCCUCAAUCCGAGAAUAUCAGAAAAAAUAGAUAAAAUAGAUCUUUGCACAUAAUAGAUGAAUUAUGUAUGUGGAGGAUGGAUACAGGGGUCAUGGUGCUUUACAACAGUAUGAUCUAUGCUCCUCAAAUGUAUU
Messenger RNA from Lobosporangium transversale, 1411 nucleotides. RefSeq lists its product as hypothetical. Bases 205 to 1245 code for a protein of 346 amino acids. The record is from RefSeq and is a predicted model, not a curated record. NCBI's taxonomy places the organism in Eukaryota, Fungi, Mortierellomycota, Mortierellomycetes, Mortierellales, Mortierellaceae. The transcript is spliced from 2 exons.